This is a messenger RNA of Halichondria panicea, 714 nucleotides long. RefSeq names its product ribonuclease H2 subunit C-like. The record is from RefSeq and is a predicted model, not a curated record. The coding region runs from base 82 to 597 and encodes 171 amino acids. Lineage: Eukaryota; Metazoa; Porifera; Demospongiae; Suberitida; Halichondriidae. Gene Ontology annotation, biological process: RNA catabolic process. The transcript has 3 exons. Gene Ontology annotation, cellular component: ribonuclease H2 complex.
UCAAAAGUGACCUUAGAACUCUGCUUAAGAACCAAAGUAGGUUUUAUGUACAUGUAAGGAUGUUUGCCUAAUUUACUUACAAUGAAUACUCUUAGCUCAGAAAAUGAAAGCUCUAUAAACCAAGAAAUAAAGAUCAGCCACCAUCAUACAGCCUCUAAAUCAACAGUGCAUCUGCUGCCCUGCAAAGUCGAGUGUGAGGGCGUGGAGGGAUGCUCAUCUGCAAAGAUCGAUACUUACUUUGCCCCUGUCAUUAGAGCUACUAACGAGACGAUUCAUUUAUCAACUGCCAAAGACUGUGCCGACAAACCGAUCCAAGUUUGUACGGCUACUUUCAGAGGCCGAAGAUUAAAGGGUGUGAAUAUUGCUAUACCUGAAGGUCUUACUGGUGUUGUGUUGAGAGAGCCUGAUCAGUCCCAUGGAGAUGAGGAGAGAGAGUUUGUAGGUCGUGGUGAGUUCUCAGAAUUCACUUAUUGGAAUCUUCAGUCUACCCCCACCACUGACGACAAACUCAUUCAGGCUAUGGCGUGGAACAACCUCGCUCAAACGCUCCACAAGCCACUGCCCUUCAAGAAAGACAACUCUAUAAUUACAGACUAAGUUAGAGUUUAUUACGUAAUAAUUAUUUGACGAUGAGCAUAAUAAUUAUGUCCCAGACACGAUCAGCAUUUUAAUGAGUCAAUGUUAUACUGUACAAUGAAGACUUCAGUCACUUUA